Molecule: messenger RNA, 7509 nt
Organism: Plasmodium inui San Antonio 1
Lineage: Eukaryota; Apicomplexa; Aconoidasida; Haemosporida; Plasmodiidae
Exons: 1
Coding region: 1-7509 (2502 amino acids)
Biological process (GO): regulation of transcription by RNA polymerase II
Cellular component (GO): mediator complex
Molecular function (GO): transcription coregulator activity
Source: RefSeq, a predicted model, not a curated record
AUGAUGACGCUGGAUGGUAAGGACGGGUCAGACGGGCCACACAGGCCAGACGGGCCCAUCGGCAGGGACUCCCUCAUCGCAGACAAGCCCGAUAACUACGACGAGAGUGACGACUGCGACGGUUACGACGACUACAAAGGCAUCAGCUACGGAAUGAUGCUAAAGAAAGUGGUGCGCAGGUCAAUAAACGACUGGAGUCUCUUUUGCGACCGAGUGGAUAACGACAACGGAGACAAUUGUAACUACCUUAGAAGCGCCCUCAUCCAGUACUGCCGACACAUGAGGGAGUGCUUCCUAAAAAUCCUGGAGAUAAAUACAUUCAGGAGAAACUACAAAGAGAUUAAUGAUAUAAUUAAGCUCAUUUUAGAAUAUAGAGAAAAUUAUAGAGAACUUAAGAGCAAGUACCAGUAUGAGUUAUAUCUGUGCAAAGUAAAGAUGAUGGAUCUGCAAAUCAACGAAGGCAAUGUUCUGUGCGCUAUGGAUUUAUUGUCCACAGGGAGGUAUACGAGGUUCCCUCUGCUUUUCAAGGGCAUCUUAACGAAUCCAACAGAUUCUUUCAUUCCCAACUUAGAUACGAAUCAAAUAAAUAUCUUAAAAAAACGAAUUGUUGAUGAAUUUCUGAUCAAUUAUUAUUCAUCCAGGAUACCUAAGGAUAAAGUAAAUUUUGUAUUUUCGGACGGAUUCAUAGAGUUAGAUGUGGUUAGCGAAGUGAAGGUCUCUCUUAUCACCGACUUUGUUACAUGGAGUAUAGUCAAGGCAGACAUCUUCUUCCUACGCCAAAUGAAUUUGCACUCUUCCCAUAACUUGAAUCUCAUCAGUUUGGUGAGCUAUGGAGUUGUGCAGAAAAUGAACGAAAUGGUGAGGGGGGAGAAGAAGAUAAGUGGAGAGGUAGAAUCGAAGCUGCCUGGAGUGGUGGACGCUGCCCCUCAGGGGGAUUCCCCCCCUGAAGAUAGCGACACGGAUAGUUCCCAUAGCGAUGAAUUUUUACUAAAGAUAAAAGGAGGCUCCCAACACAGUGACAGACAAAUACACACGGACGAAAUGCGCCAUGCUCGAAUGAAUCCCAUCGAGCAGCACUACCAUAGAGAGCAGGAAAAAAGGACCAAAGCAGAGGAGACGCUACCACUGGCGGACGUACUCUACGAGAUUUACAAAAUCAGUCACUUCUAUUGUAGUGUGCAAAUUAUGGAGUUCUUUAAAGGCUGUAUAAAUCAGUAUAAUACGUUUAGCUACACGGUGAAGAAACUUCUUAUUUAUAAGUGCUUUUCGAAUGGCACAGUGGAGAUGACUCCCUCUUGUUAUAACUACAGUCUGACUGAUAAGGAUGCAUCACUUCAUCUGGAUAUUCAUUUGUAUGAGUGCCAACUCAGCAAAGGGAUGUAUAACUGGUUCGAGAAAAUCCCCCUACUUGAUCAGUAUGGUAAAAAAAAAAUGAUCCUUAAAUUUGUCCUAAACAACGAAAAUGGGAACAUAAAAGCAUUUCUGUGGCCAUUUAGUUUUUUUAAAAAGGGGAAGAAGGAAAACAUCCGUACGGAUGACAUUUUAACUUACUACGAGUUUGUCUACUGUGGUGCACUGCAGAGGAGGAUGAAGAGACUCUUCAUGUUUGACCCGGCUCAUAUUCACCUGGAGAAUUGGUUCAGUCGGGUCGCCAAAUGUGUCACGAGUCUUUUGUUCUCUAUUUUGAAGGCAUUUAGCUCAUCCGGGGGGGAACCACUCCAGGGGGUAGACAGCAUGGAUCGCAUCAGGAGCAGCGAGAGUUCCUUCGAAAAUAACGCAAUUGGGGUGCAUGAGUUGAUACAAGAUUACUUCUUCGAUUUGGGUUACAUCCGUGGGGAGCUGCGCUGUGAGGACGAGGGGGUGAACAGCCCAACGGGUGGUACCACCCCAGGCGGAGGAGAAGACGACGGGGAGGUGGAAAAGAACAACGGGGUGGGGGAAGAGAACAACAUGGAGAGAGGUGACAAUAACACAGAGGGAGACACCAAAGUAGCCUUGACGCCCCUACAGAACCGCAUCAAAACAGUGCUGAUGAGGAAGAAAAAGGGAGACUUCUGCCUUCUAACAUACACCUUCUACGAACAGAAAAUCAACCUCUUCCUAACUAGGCAAAGCGAAAAGUUUACCUUCAUGUGCCACUGGAAGAGCAAAACUUUUAUCGACAUGAUCAGUCUCCACUACGAUCUUAAGCUCGUCAUAUAUGUGGUGUAUCUACUGAAGCGGUUCUCCCUAUAUGUGUACCUCUACAACGAGUUGCAAGAAAGGUUUCUCCAGGUAAAUCCAGGAAGAAUCUUCAAUUACGAGCUGGAAAGGGAUGACUUCUGUCCCAAUUUCUUCGUUCACAAAUUGAAACUUCAUGAUUUGUUAAAGAAAUACAACUACUCAGCAAACAUCGUUUUGACCAAAUUCCUCCAGAGCUUUUUUUCCUUUAUCGAUUUUUAUUUUUAUCUUCCGUGUAGUGAGGAGAUGGACGGGGCCGAGGGGCGGCCCACUCAUGGGGGGGGUGCCCCCAAGGGGGGAACAUUUGAGGCGGCUCUCUGGAAAUUCCUCCACGGGGAGGUUGACAAAUCAGGCAGCUUGUCUCACCCACAGGGGAGUACUCACUUAGGAGGAAGCAACCCCAGCGAGGAAAAUCGCAUUGGCCGCUUCGAACGGAUUAAUCAUGACGAGUCCAGUUUUAGCGACAGUGCCCCUCGGUUGCCGGUGCGGGGCAGUGGAUAUGAGGAGACCCCCCAAGAGGGGAAAAAGGAAGCCACAUCCAAACACCCCUUCCGACAGAACUUCUUCUCAGUGCUGUAUUUCACCAUCUACACAUAUGAGGACACCCCCCUGUUGCUAAUCCUGCUGAUCGAAAAGGAUUGCAUACACAGAACGUACAUUGUGAUCGGUGAAAGUAACGGAGUAACUUCUGGGACAAACAAAGUACGAAGCGGACAAGGGAAGAGCAAGAAGAGACAGUUCUUUACCAUUCCACUAAUACAUAGGAGCUACCCCAUUGGAAAUCAUCUCGAAGAUUACCUGGACGGUGUACGAGAUAUGGUGAACCGAUUUUCAAAUUUAUUUUCCACGUUGGGGAAUCUGCUACAGAUGAAUUCCCGUUGUCCCGUUUUUUGCAGUCGCUUUUGUGUAGCCCCUUCGGGCGGUGGAGCAUUGAGCGGAGGUGUCGUUCAGCUUGACGAAACUGUCCAGGGAGGGGACAGACGUCUGUGGAAUAAACCCACACUUAAGCUCUCCUCCGACGAGGUGUAUACCCGACUGAGAAAAGAGAGUAAAAAGUGCUUCCUCGACCUUCAAUACUUCGUGAGUAGGAACCAGUCCAAGCGGGCGCCUCCCAGGGGGAGCGGUGACGUGCGACGAGAGGAAGCGAAUCGAGAUGAAGCCAACCGAGACGAAGCGGACCCAAACGGAGCCAACCCAGACGAUCGCUCGAGGGAGAAAUAUCCAGCGGACUACAUCACCAACUACUUGCUUCACCUGGAAUGCGAGCUGGACGCGGAGAACUACUUGAGGAGGGAAUUUCUGAGCAGCCACGGAAGAAGCGAAUUCCCCCUCCUGAUAAAGGUAAACACCUAUGGGUCCUUUUUUUUUGAAGUCCCCCUUCGGCAGAAAAGACUCCUCAAGAUAAAAGACUUCCAUUUGAAGAGAAGCAGAGAAGUUUCCUUUUUGUGCUCCAACGUGGCGGUAAAUGUCAAGGUAGAGCCUCUGGGAGGGGAAGGGGCAGACGCGCCCGCGGAGGAUUGGGUGCGGAUGAAAAAAAUGUAUCUCCUGCUGAAGGAUGACUGCUCUUCAACGAACAUUCUUCACCUCUUUUCACUCAUGAGCAAAAUAUUCUCCGUGUUGAAUUUCUUCCCGGAGCUGUACCAUCUGGAAAAAAUAAUGUCCCCCGAUAUUUCCAUCCGCAGUUGUCAUUUUGCAAACAUGACUAUUGAGUAUCACUGUGCGGUUAACAAACAGAUCGCAUGUUCUGUCGUGUUCGACGUGCUAAGUGGCGGCGACAUAACGUCUGGACAGCUGGAUAACCCAUCUGGUGAAUCGCGUCCCACAAGUGGAGAUCAAAACAAAGAGCACUUUUCAAAACGGUUCGGUGAAGGAGACACAAACAACAUCACGACAAACCGCAAGAUAAAACAAACGAGCGAUGAAGAAGACACAUUGGAAAAAUUACUCUUCUUCGACAUCAUCUUUAACUCCCCCUUUGAAUGUAUUAAUAAAUUAUUUUCUCGAGAAAAGAAGAAGCUCUUCUUGUAUUUGAAAAAAAAAAAAAGCAUUUUCAGCCUGCUGAGAUUUCUCCUGUUGACCUUUGAAUUUCACUAUAACUUUUAUACUCUAAUUAACAAGACGAGUGACCAUUUGAGAAAGAUCAAUUUUUUGCAUCCCGUAGACCUCCUGCAAGACGUUGAUUUUGAAUAUGUGAACCUCCUGACUGUUAUGUUGACAUUAAAAUGUUUUCGUAAUGACAAGGGGGUGCUGUCCUUUUAUUUGAUUCUGCACCCAGAGAACUUCUCCAAAAUUGUCAUCAUCCCUCAUUACAGGGGCAGUUAUUUGGGAAGACAUCAAAGCAGGCAGGUGUCGAUAAAGAAUUUCUUCAAAAAGGGGAAGCGGCAAGGGGGACCUUCUUCCCGACGGGGUACUGAAGGAAAAAAUGCGAAUGAGGAGGAAAGAGGCGGGGCGAUACAGCCGCGACAAGUGCCUACAAGGAAUAUUCCCGGGAUGGGCGCGUCCUCUCCUCAUUUGGCAAACGAGAAGGGUAAUCAGUGUGGUGAGAAGCAUUCCGAUCAGUCGGGAGGUCAACAUGGCCACCCACCCAAGAAGAACGGCCCACGGGACCACCCAAACAAAAACGACGCAACCACAGUGGAAGGAGGUGUCGCCAAAAGUGCAGAACCCUCCAACAAACAGGAACGCGGCAUACUAAUUGAUCACCUGGAUGAGGAAGAGCUAUUCAUAUUUCUCUUUUCCCAUUUUUGCGACAUUAUAAAUUUAAAGAGAGUGAAGCAGUCUACGAUUUCCACUCCGGGUGAAGACCUCCAUAGUGAUGACGUAAAUGCAGUACGAGAGAGCAGGUACCCCUUCAAAGGAACAGAUCAUGUCUCACAUGGAGAUGGCACCAUCGAGAACGAUCUCAAAAUUUUCGAAGAAUAUGACCUGUUCAUAUUAAACAUAAAGUACUUGUUCAGAAUGAAAGACCAGAUUGUCCUGUGGGAGGUUUUUUUCUUCCCUCCAUUUUUUCUCCACACCACCCUGUACCCUUUUAUGGAGUUUUUAAAGACGCUAAAAUGUUGGCUUGUCUUGUUGGAUCAGCUGAGAAUUGACCAUUCGGAUAUUACCCUAACGUGGUCCCAGAUAGGCGACGUUUUUCAGCAUGUAACUGCGGUUAGGAGGAGGUGGGCUCCGCCGACCGCUCUUGGGGGGGGCGCCCCAACUGGGGAGAAGCUCCCCGGGGUUGACAGCCCACCCGGCGGAAAACAGAACACAAAUGUGAGCGCAAAUGUGAACCGAAAUGUCAGCGCAAACCCAAACAUGCAGAGCCGACUCAGCGGCGCGCCCCCCGAGGGUCACACAAAUGGUCACCGCCAGGAUGACGAAAUAGUUGUGCACCUCGUGUGGUUCCUUUACAGCACCAAAGAUUUGUACGUCGACACAGCGUCCCUUGGCGAGGGGAAAACGUGCAAGAGAAGUUAUGCGGCCCUUUUGGGUGACCCCAAAGAGGGGAAUCAGGGGGAUUCGCCUGACACGGGUGACGGAAACAGCGGCGAUGGGAAAGGAGGCUAUGGCAUAGGGGACUAUGACAAAGGCGACUAUGCCAACCAAGGUGACCAUAAAAAGGUAAAGAGGCAGGAGGAAGAUGGGCAGCACAGCGCGAAAGAUCACUUCCGGGGGGACCACCACCCCCUGAGUGAAGCCAAAUCGGAAAAAAUACAAAACGUGAAAUGGGAAACUGGAGAAGACAAUCGCCUAGCAAAAAAAUGGACACACAGAGCGAACCACCUGAGCACCCCCUUUCAGAUGAACCAAACAGACACAGACAAAUUGAAACAUAUGAUCAACGCAUACUCCCACAGCAAUGAUGACAUUUUUUUAAAAAAUAAACCUCAGAAAAUAUGGUUGGGGGAGAAUUUUAUCCAGAAGGCAUACGCCCUGCGGAUUUUGGAGCCCCAAAAGGACGACCCCCCGUACGAGGAGGCCAAACGAUGGGAUCCUUUGGGGGAAGAGGGAAAAAAUGACACCAUUAGGGAGCACCAGGGGGACCAUCACGGGGAUGACGUGCUUAUGAGGAUCAACCCGUACAAAGCACCCACCAAUCGAGGGGAACCACAAAACGAUGUUGAAGAUCUGUUUUUCUUUAAUGGAGAGAAGAUGCUAAUCGGAGGCAUGAAGAACGUGAAAAGUCCUGCCUCGUCAGGAGAAGAAAACAUGUACAAAGGGGAUAUGCACUACUGGACCCAUUCAGUUGGCAUAUAUUUCGAAAAUGUUGGGGAGACUGUGGAUGAGGAGGAUUGCUGGUUUUAUCGCAGUAGGGGAAGGGGGCCCACACGGGAAGGGCAGGUCGAAAGCCACGGGGAGGGGAAAACCCGAACGAGGAAAUUCAUUCUGGAGGAACAAAACGUACUGAAAGAAAACACAAAAAUUAAUUCAGCCCUGAAUAUAAUUUACGACUAUGCUAGAAUAUGGCUCCUCAAGAUGAAUCACUCCAACGUUAUUUCCUUUUUUCGCAUCGUCAUUGAGACAAUAGUGGAUAAGAAGAAUGUAUGUGAGCUGUCUUCUCUGCUGUUUAACUCGGUUCUGUCUUACCGAGAGCAUUUAACCUUUUGGAUGUUUCCAAACAGAGAGGGUGUACCAAUGCCAUUCGUUGAAAUGGGGUUUGUACCUGAGGGGGUGAAUGACCUCGCUGCCUCCGUGGGUGUGAAAAAAGGGAUCUCCAUUUUGCAUAAUAAAUGGAUUGAACUGGCUGUUCCCGUGGAGGAAGCGGUAUACGAUCGUUAUCUCGUCGAGGGAGAAACCAACACAGGGGUGAUGCCUAACCUGGAUGGUGAGGACUCCUAUACACGUGGUAACUCGGCUACUUCCAGCAGAGGGAACAAAAUUAUCACCACGGGAGGCGGUAAUGACGUCAAGCGAGGGAACAAUCAUCCCACCCCUGCAACAGAAAAAGCGAUUAACAUAAAGUACAAAAUAUGGAGAUAUAUGCCCUCCCCAUUUAGGAAAAAAAUGUACGAACAGGAGGUUAAAGACAUUAUGGGGGGAGCCAACGAAAGCGUGACGCUCACGUUUAAAAUAUCAUCAGUACUGCCAAUUAAAAACUUAAAGGAGGUGUACAUAAAUGACGAGCCGUUUGUCAAAUUUCUCGUGAGGCACAAAAUCGACUUAAAUGUUGCUCACCAGAGGGUCAUGACCAUUUUGCAGAAAUACAACCUGAUGGCAAACUACUCCCUCGUUGCCACGCAGACCGUCCUCCACCGCUCCACUUUCGAACUGUUGCUAAAGGGAGGGGCCAACGACAGCGAAUGA